Messenger RNA from Amphiprion ocellaris (clown anemonefish), 1962 nucleotides. RefSeq names its product potassium large conductance calcium-activated channel, subfamily M, beta member 2 (gene kcnmb2a). Gene Ontology annotation, cellular component: voltage-gated potassium channel complex; membrane. Gene Ontology annotation, molecular function: calcium-activated potassium channel activity; potassium channel regulator activity. The record is from RefSeq and is a predicted model, not a curated record. Bases 409 to 1119 code for a protein of 236 amino acids. Lineage: Eukaryota; Metazoa; Chordata; Actinopteri; Pomacentridae. Gene Ontology annotation, biological process: potassium ion transport; detection of calcium ion. The transcript has 6 exons.
AGUGGAGAGGCAUUGUGCUGGACCGGCUCAUUUUAAGCCUGAAGGCAUUGUACAGGGAACUCAUAUUACUAACACAGGUAUGGCAGGAAUCCUGUUCACUUGAGUUUAAAUAAGAGGUAGCCAGCUGCCGUCCCUUGGAGCCCAGACCACGAUGGAGAGCCACUGCUGACAGUUGCAAACCAAACUCUGGAUUAUCAUAACAACCCCUCAACAAGAGGUAGGACCUCACUGAUUAUGGUGGGACCUGCAGAGAGCGAGAUGAGGCACAUGCAAGGUGUUGUUGCUGUGCCAAGAGAGGAUCCAAUGACUUUGUGUUGACAGCGCAAGUGUUCAUGAUACAGCAGGUCUCUCCAGCAGUCUUUCCGUUCUGCUUCGGCAAGCAAGAGAGGACGAAGAUCAUCAGGAAAGAUGUUCUUCGUGGCGGGGGCCAAAAACUCAGGAGGAUCAGGGGGAGGAAGUGAAAGGAGGUCUAUUUAUCAGAAAUUUCGGGAUGUAGAUAUAUUGGACAAGAAGAAGACAGUGACAGCACUACAGGCUGGAGAGGAUCGGGCCAUUCUUCUGGGACUCGGAAUGAUCCUGUCUUCGGUCAUGAUGUAUUUUGUCCUGGGCAUCACCAUAUUACGCUCCUAUGCAGACAGCGUGUGGACAGAGGAGGGUGUGUGUGUUGUCCUGAACUCCACGGUCACAGCAGACAUGAACUGUUCCUACAACUGUGGGUCGGACUGCUGGAGAGUGUCCAAAUACCCCUGUCUGCAGGUCUAUGUGAGCGUCAAUAACACGGGCCAUGUCAGCCGUUUAUCUCACAAUGAAGAGACCCAGGAUGCCAGCUCUGAAUGCUUCUAUGUUCCCCGGUGCCAGAAGGACAGCGUGGCCAUGCACGCCAUGAUCAUGAACAUUUCCGAGCGUCUGAAGGCGAACCAGCAGGUGCCGUGUUACUACGACCCCAGCGAGCAGCAGGAGACGGUUCUGCUGACCCGGCUCUACGACCACAGCGUCGUGGUCCACUCGCUGCUCUGGCCCUCCUGUAUGCUCACGGGAGGCGCCCUCAUCAUCGUGAUGGUGAAGCUCACGCAGUACCUCUCCAGACUGUGCGAGGAAAUAGGGAAGAUUAAUAGGUGAAGCAGCAGCUGUGAACAUACGGCGGUUUGGCGAUGGACACAUGACAUGAGAAGGGAUUGUUUUAACCAGGCGACCUUGCUGUGACCUCUCGCAAACUUUCCUCCUUGGCUGAGACAUUCGGAGCAGCUGACUUUCCCUCCGGAUGUGACUGUUUAUAAAAGUGAACUGAAUGUUCCUGGGUGGAAACUGUCAGACGGGUCGCUGUCUGUUAACUAUGACUGCAUUUUGCAUGGUGUUAUAAGUAUUGUGAAAAGUUUAAAGGGGGCUUUGGUUACAAGUGUUUGCCAUACUUAAACAUGGAAUAGCCUAUGUCACAUAUGAUACUCAUGACAAUAGCAAUUUAUAUUUAGACUAACGGAGGAAAACACAGCUGUCUGUACUAGAAUAUCCUGUUUGUGGCUGAUAAUGUUGAGAAUUUUCAUGUAAUUUGAUAAUACUGUGAUUGUUUUCUGAAAUAAUUUCUUAUUUUAUAUCCACUACACCAGCGACCAAAUAGAAUGUGGAGGUCUUUUAUUGUGAGAUAUCUUUUAAAAUUGAACAUAAGGUACACAUAUAGGGGAUUUCAUGCAUAGAGGAAAACGGACACCACCAUCACCAGUGCCAGAAUGAUAGGGAAUUAGGGUUUUUUUUUUUUGACCGGUUGGAUUAAUUUAGCUUUCAUUUUCUCAAGCAUAAUAUACAUUUUGUUAACAGAUGGCCAGGAAUUCCAGGCAGAGGCAUCUGUCACAUAUGUUAACACUGACUCACUGGCUUUACUCUAUGUGGACUGGUCAUACUUACGGUCACGUGUGGUCACAUCCCAAAGGCACAUUCACAGCUGAUAAAAACCCUGGUAACACCUGC